Molecule: messenger RNA, 1527 nt
Organism: Trichoderma atroviride IMI 206040
Lineage: Eukaryota; Fungi; Ascomycota; Sordariomycetes; Hypocreales; Hypocreaceae
Molecular function (GO): oxidoreductase activity, acting on paired donors, with incorporation or reduction of molecular oxygen; monooxygenase activity; heme binding
Source: RefSeq, a predicted model, not a curated record
AUGGCGUCAGCCGGUAUAGGAGAUAUUGCCAAGUUUGCUUUUGGAUCGCUGGUACUAUUCGAAACUAUCCAAAUUAUUUACAACAUCUACUUUCACCCACUAAGGCAUUUCCCUGGGCCAUGGCUUUUUCGAGCAAAGAGACUUUUCUAUGUGAUACGGUUCAAUCAAGGUAGAUUGUCGUUUGAUGUGCAUGAAUGGCACAAGAAGUAUGGGCCAGUGGUACGAGUGGCACCUGAUGAGCUUGCAUUUGAAAGCCCAGAUGCUUUCAGAGACAUUUACUGCCGGCGAAUUGGAGUUGCACCACCAGAUGAUGAGAUGGUUAAGCCUAUGCGCUCAUAUCACAUCAAAGGCGAAGCGCGCAGCAUAAUGAACGAAGAUAGAGAGAACCAUGCUCGUCUACGCAAACAGCUGGGUCUCGGAUUUAGUGAGCGCAGCAUGAGGGACCAAGAACCGAUUAUUGGCGGUUAUGUGAAUCUUCUUAUUCAGAGGCUUCACGAAUACUGCAUUGACCGUGACUCUAUGGAUCCUAUAACCGGCCAGCAGGCUAAAAGGCCGAUGGAUAUGACUGCGUGGUACGCUUGGACAACCUUUGACAUUAUUGGCGAUCUGGCGUUUGGUGAACCAUUUGGAUGCCUUGAGCGCGCAAAAUAUGACCCCUGGGUAGCUGCUAUUGGCAAAGCUGUGCGCUUUAGUCCCAUCAUUUUGGGUGCUAAACUGCUUGGUUAUGAGUGGGUGUUACGGCCCAUAUUGAAGAUGCUAAACAAGUAUCGUCGUGAGCAUAAUAGGCUGUGUAUGGAGAAGCUGGAGAGGCGUUGCCAGUUGAACAUGGAGAGACCAGACUUCAUAGAAGGCUUAUUACAGAAAGCCAAAGAAUGGAACCUCGAUAUGCGUCAAAUAAUGCAGAAUAGUAGCAAUCUAAUCAUUGCUGGCUCAGAGACGACAGCCACAGCAUUAGCUGGUAUCACGUACUUACUUCUCAAAAACCCAGAAAUAUUCCAAAGGGUUGUCGACGAAGUUCGCCAGGCUUACAGUUCGGAAGAUGAGAUAACGCUACUGUCGGUCAAUAACCUCCCUCUUAUGCUCGCCUGCAUAAACGAAUCUCUGCGUUUAUAUCCACCAGUUGCUCUUGGUCUUCCACGAACGGUUCCUCAGGGCGGUGCAAUGGUUGCAGGAGAAUACGUUCCACAAGGUGUGACGGUUAGCACCUGGCAUUGGGCCGUCUAUCAUAGCGAACGGCUAUGGACUGAGCCAUUUGCUUUCCGGCCAGAGCGCUUCAUGAAUGAUCCGAAGUAUGCUGGGGAUAAGUUGGACGCUCUGCAGCCUUUUUCCAUUGGGCCGCGGAACUGUCUUGGCCGCAAUCUAGCAUAUGCGGAAAUGAAGUUGAUUCUUGCGCGAAUCAUAUAUAACUUUGACAUUCAGCUGGUCGAUGAAGGAAAUGAUUGGAUGAAGCAAGACACGUACAUAUUGUGGGAUAAAGGUCCUCUGCCUGUAUAUUUAACUCCUAUUAAGGGUCCUAGACAAAUGUGA